Molecule: messenger RNA, 2226 nt
Organism: Tripterygium wilfordii
Lineage: Eukaryota; Viridiplantae; Streptophyta; Magnoliopsida; Celastrales; Celastraceae
Product: transcription factor GTE3, chloroplastic-like
Exons: 4
Coding region: 207-1928 (573 amino acids)
Molecular function (GO): protein binding
Source: RefSeq, a predicted model, not a curated record
UCCUCUCACAAACUAAAAUAAUAUUAACACGAAAAACAAAAAGUAAUUCUACUGUUUCUUCGCAACUCCACCCAAAACCAAAACCCUAGCGCGAUAGAGUUGGGGGUUCUUCUAUCACUCAAGAAAUUAUAUAUUUCCCAUCUUUUUCCGGCACCUUUGACUGCCGGGGUUUCUGGGUUACCGUCAAAAUUACGACUUUUACAUGAAUGGCUAAAGGGUCACUUGGCGGUGCCGGUGAAGAUGACUCUCCGGUGAAGAAGAGGAAGCGAGUCGACACCGGAAAGAAACCCAACAACUCAUCUCAGCAGCGCGUGGCAACCCAUGAUUCGUCUGGCCGCAAUCACUUGUUGUCUGGUCCACCAAGCUCUGGUGAUCGGAAUGCUGUAUCCGGGUAUGUUAAAUUUGAAAAUAAAGUUACGAUUAACUUUAGUUCUAAGUCAAAGUCUGAGAUUAGGGAGCUGAAGAGUAAGUUAGUGAGUGAACUUGAUCAAAUUAGGGCAUUGGUUAAGAGGAUUGAAGUCGAGGAGGCUUCAAGUAGAGCUUAUUCUGGAGUGGGUGGAUACACAAAGUCGCAAUCCUCCGCGAAUGAUAAAGUUGCUAGGCUUGCUAGAGUGAAUUCUGAUGCGGGUUCAGUGGUGCCUAGCAAUUUCAGGCCGUUUCAGGGAUCAACUGAACCUGUUGCAGAUAAUGGUAACAGCCACUUUGAUGAGUUUGCAGAGAAUGGGACGCUAACACCAAAGGCCAAUCAGUAUAGCAAGAAUGUGAAUAAUGUAUCGGUGAAGGAGAAGUUCUCAUCUUUGGAGAAUAAUAAGAAAGGGAACCCAAGAGUGGGGAUGAAAGGGGAGUUGGAUUUGACUCGUAAAAGGAUAACUAUGCCUGAUAAAUUAUAUAAGAGUUGUCAGAACAUACUAAUGAUGUUGAUGAAACAUCGAUUUGGGUGGGUAUUUAAUAAACCUGUGGAUGUGGAGGGAUUGAAGUUGCAUGAUUAUUAUACAAUUAUCAAGCAUCCAAUGGAUUUGGGUACAGUUAAGUCGAGGUUGCAAAAGAAUUGGUAUAAAUCGCCGGAAGAUUUUGCAGAGGAUGUCAGACUAACGUUUAGUAAUGCCAUGGUGUAUAAUCCAAAAGGUCAAGAUGUGCAUUAUAUGGCAGAAGCCUUAUCAAACACUUUUGAGGAGAAGUGGGCAACGAUUGAGGCUGAGUUCGCUCUUGAUGGAGGGCUUGAAAUAGAACAUUGUGCAGAUUUGCCAACUCUCCCAUCAAGGACAGCUCCUGAUUCACCUGCUCCUGUUACUGCUCCCACCAUACCUACUCCAGCACUCUUGGAUACAAGGACUUUGGAGAGAUCAGAAUCUAUGCUGGUGGAUUCUGUGUCAAAAGCCAGUCAUGUUACUUCUCAUCAGAGGGAGACAUCAGUAGCAAAGAAGCAGAAGGCAGAUGAUCCAGUCAAUAGAGAUAUGACCUAUGAGGAAAAACAGAGACUUAGAGAAAACCUUCAGAGUUUGCCUUCCGAGAAACUGGAAAGGGUUGUUGAAAUCAUUAAGGAAAGGAAUCCUAACCUUUUUCAGCAAGAUGAUGAGAUUGAACUGGAUCUUGAUAGUGUUGGCCCGGAGACCCUUUGGGAACUUGAUAGGUUUGUAGCCUAUUGCAAUAGAAGUAUCAGCACGAACAAGAGACACAAUGAUCUUCCUCUUCCAGCGAAACAGGAUAUGAAUUGGACAGCUGUCAAUACAGAGGCACAAAAUGAAACAGCAGUUGAAAGGUUUAGUGCCACUUCUCCGGUUCAAGUAGAAAAUCGAUCUGAUCAUGUGAGCGGAUCAAGUAGUGAUUCUGGAUCCUCUUCAAGCAUUUCUAGUAGUGACUCUGGAUCCUCUUCAAGUGAAUCUGAAAGGGGCAGUUCCUCGGGAUAUGGAUCAGAUGCAGGUCAAUGACUUUCAGUUGAAUGGAUUUAAUUUAGGUAGGAGGAAGCAUUUUAGGUUAUUAAACUACAUUAAUCGCUUGUUCCCUCUCAUUAGAAAAAUCUGUGCAAAUAUGUUUGAAGCUUUAGGUUAAUCAACCAAUGGAUCACCAAUACUACUGGUCCAUGGUUGAUCUUCUUUUGGAUUGGGCAUAGGAACAUUAAUUUAAAAGGUCUGAAUAAUUGCCCUAUGGUUAAUUGGUUAUUGAAGCACUGUGUUAUAUGCAAUUUAAUUAGUUGCAUGAUGAUCUUUUCAAGUUUGUUUAAGUUAA